AGGACAGCAGAAUAUUCUGCACCAUCUCAUGACGGCUGGCAUGCUCAAGUCCACUGCCGUGCCACUGUGAAGAUGUUUGUCAGGUUCAACUCCAGCCAUGGCUUUCCCGUGGAGGUCCGUCAGGACACCAGCAUCUCCCAGCUCAAGGAGGCGGUUGCCAAGCGCCAGGGGGUUCCAGCUGACCAGCUGAGAGUGAUCUUCGCCGGGAAGGAGCUUCGGAACGAGUGGACUCUGCAGAACUGUGACCUGGAGCAGCAAAGCAUCGUCCACGUUGUGCAAAGACCCCAGAGCCAACCUCUGGAACCUGAGCCGACCAGAGGGGCCCGCCCCAGGAACACCGCGUGGGGCGUUGGGAGGGAGCCUGAGAGCUUGACCCGGGUGAACCUGGGCAACUCCAUCCUCCCUGCAGACUCGGUGGGCCUGGCUGUGGUCCUGAAUGAUGACCGGAGUGCACCCUCACCGUCUGUGAGCGCAGGUGGACGCACCUACAACAGCUUCUAUGUGUAUUGCAAAGGCCCCUGUCAAGCGGUGCAGCCCGGAAAACUCAGGGUGCAGUGCGGCACCUGCAAGCAAGCCACGCUCACCUUGACCCAGGGCCCGUCUUGCUGGGAAGAUGUCCUCAUUCCAAACCGGAUGAGUGGGGAAUGCCAGUCUCCAAACUGCUCAGGGACAAGGGCUGAAUUCUUCUUUAAGUGCGGAGCGCACCCUACGAGUGACAAUGAGACUUCAGUGGCCCUGAACCUUUUUACCACCAAUAGUCGAGACAUCAGUUGCAUCACGUGUACCGACAUCAGGAGCCCUGUCCUGGUUUUCCAAUGCAACCAUCGCCACGUGAUUUGCUUAGACUGUUUCCACUUGUACUGCGUGACCAAACUCAAUGACCGGCAGUUUGUCCAUGACCCUGAGCUCGGCUACUCCCUGCCGUGUGUGGCUGGCUGUCCCAACUCCCUGAUUAAAGAGCUGCAUCACUUCAGGGUGCUCGGAGAAGAGCAGUACAACCGGUACCAGAAAUACGGGGCUGAAGAGUGUGUCCUACAGCUGGGCGGUGUGCUGUGCCCCGGCCCUGGCUGUGGGGCGGGCCUGCUGCCGGAGACCGGUGUGAGGAAAGUCACCUGUGAAGGAGGCAACAACCUGGGCUGCGGGAGUGUCUUCUGCCGGGACUGUAAGGAGGCCUACCACGAAGGGGAAUGCGCUGUCCAGGCUGCGAGCUCAGGGGCUGUGUCUCAGGGCUACAGGGUUGAUGAGAAGGCAGCGGAGCAAGCACGAUGGGAAGAGGCCUCAAAAAAAACCAUCAAGGAGACCACGAAGCCUUGUCCUCGUUGCCACGUGCCUGUGGAAAAAAAUGGUGGAUGCAUGCACAUGAAGUGUCCCCAGCCUCAGUGCAAGUUCGAGUGGUGCUGGAACUGCAGUUUGGAAUGGAACCGCACGUGCAUGGGUGACCACUGGUUCGACGUGUAGCUCUUUGAGGCCGCACCGCCAGCAACUCGGGUUUUCUGUGUUCUCUGAAUUCACCAAGUCUCUCUGCCACCUUUUCUUGAUCCAAACACACGCACACACACAUUUCAACUUCUGUCCAGAAACACAAUGACCCAAGCCGCGCCCGGCAGCCCCUCGAUCGCGUGUCCAUCAAAAACAGCAGAACCCACGACAAGAGCGUGAAGAGGUGCUUGGGGGCCUCAGCGGCACACGCAAAAGGCCACCGCUAGGCUUACGGGCACGGGAUUUCUUGGGCUUCAUUUCCUACAUUUGACGCACCGUCAACUUGGGGAAGAAAUCAUUCAUUAGCAGGAAACCAUUUGUUUUGGUGUGAGAGGUGGAGGGGAUGCCAAUUGUCAGUGGUUCGCAUUAAGAUCGAUUGUCGGGAACCCUCAAAAGCAUCUGCAGAGCUUGAGAGACGACCUUAACACCUUUGCAGAACGUGCCUGUUCCCAGAGGCCCCGUGCCAUCAUCAGACACACUUACUGAUCCCUAAGAAUCCGAUCUCCAUAACGUCCCACUGAUGAAACACCCGUGAUGCAUAGACCCACCGUGGACCGUGGGAGAAACCUCUAGACUGAGUGUGGGGUGUUUAAAUGACAGGGAAGGAAGCGAGAUGGUGCGUGUGCUUUCCAGCUGCUGAACUGUUCGAUCCUGAAGAGAAAUUUGUUUUUCUGAAGCUCUUACAAAACAACAAUUUGGUUUGAAAUGCUCAUUUUGCAGCAUGGAGUAGAGCCCGGGUAAUUCAUCUGGCCACACUGUGAAUCUCAGGGAUACGGGGUCUGUGAGGGAGAAGUGAUUGCAUAGUGACCUGAAACCGGAACCCAAAAUGCAGAGGAUUCUGUCAGAAUCGUGCCGGGAGUACACAGGGUUUCAUUCAUAUGGUCAAGGGCUUUGUUUGAAAACGAUGUCUUCGCAAGUGUCUCCUGCAAACGGGUGGAGGGUGGGGUUUGCAGUACACCGGCCACCGUGGAAGCUUUGAGUGCGGGCCGGUGUGCUGUGCCAGCGCGGUCUCUUCUCCUGGCUGGGUGGUGCUUCUUUUCUUCUGUGUUUGGUUGUUGUUGUUGCUUUUCCAGAAUAGAAUUCUUAAAAUGAGUUGCAGACAAAACAACCACUAUGAAUGGCCCCGCAUCAAAUCGAAAGUGAUGUUCUUUGCGCUUCAAUAGUGAAUCAAAAAUCAAAGGCCGGAAGUGAAGUCGUGGCAGAAGACUCUUUCUCUUUCUCUGUGAUGUGUAAGGAAAUCCCUGACAGCUGUAUCCACGUGUGUACGCGAAUGGUCAAUAAAAGCCUCAAAAUAGCUUGUGAAUCCA
Molecule: messenger RNA, 2786 nt
Organism: Echinops telfairi (small Madagascar hedgehog)
Lineage: Eukaryota; Metazoa; Chordata; Mammalia; Afrosoricida; Tenrecidae
Gene: PRKN
Product: parkin RBR E3 ubiquitin protein ligase
Exons: 12
Coding region: 73-1458 (461 amino acids)
Biological process (GO): protein polyubiquitination; autophagy of mitochondrion; negative regulation of protein phosphorylation
Cellular component (GO): ubiquitin ligase complex; mitochondrion; cytosol
Molecular function (GO): zinc ion binding; polyubiquitin modification-dependent protein binding; ubiquitin protein ligase activity
Source: RefSeq, a predicted model, not a curated record